GUUUUUCUUUUCAUCUUCAAUUUCCUUCUCAUUGUCUCUUCCCAGCUCGAGGCCACUUUUGAGUUUCUUCAUAGUGGGUUGAACGCAGCUGCUGACAUAUUCGCCGCUAAAUUGAGAAGAAGAAUUAUGCUGUAUUUGCAUUUCGUUUUAAUUGGUAAAGUCUGGCAAAAAGAACAAUAAGCGAGAGUGAAAGAUGGGUAGAUUAGCAGUUGCAGUGAUAGUGAGCUCGUGGGUGAUUCCCACAUCAAUUCUUGUCAAUCGAAUUGUGCCUGAGCCUUACAUGGAUGAGAUAUUCCACAUACCUCAGGCUCAACUGUACUGUAAGGGUAAUUUCUGGAGUUGGGACCCCAUGAUAACUACUCCUCCUGGAUUGUACUAUCUUUCACUUGCCCAUGUUGCUUGUUUGUUUCCAGGCAUGUUUUUUGUGCAAAAGGUGUCAUCAUUUGCUGAAUUGUGUUCUACUUCAAUGCUGCGCUUUGUAAAUGGUGUUUUGGCGAUAUUAUGUGGCAUCAUCAUCUAUGAGAUAAUUACUCACUUGAGGCCGACUCUUUGUAAAAGAAAAGCAGCUUUUUUUGCUGUGAUCCUAGCCCUGUACCCCCUCCAUUGGUUCUUCACUUUUCUUUACUAUACUGAUGUUGCAUCACUUACUGCAGUGCUUGCUAUGUAUCUCACAUGCUUGAAGAAGAAAUACUACUUCAGUGCAUUGCUUGGAGCCUUUGCAGUUUUCAUUCGACAAACAAAUAUUAUAUGGAUGCUUUUUGUCGCAUGCACUGGGGUAAUAGAUAUUACUCUGACCCAUCCAAGAAAAAAAGUGAAAGUAGAUGAGUUAAAUGAAUCAGGGAAGGAAACUGGCCGAUUAAUUCCUAACAAUUCUGUCUCAGCAAGCUCAAAUAUGAGAAGACGAAAGCCCAAUAGUGCGGAUGCUAGCAAAUAUUCAGCAACUGCUGCAAAUGGCUCCUCAUCAACCCAGUCUUCAGGUUUUCUUGAUGAGAUUCAGGACAUCUGUUUGGCAUCAUGGCAUAUGAAGUGGAAACUUUUCAUAUCCUUUUGCCCCUUCUUUAUGGUAUUGGUGGCCUUUGUUGCUUUUGUCCGUUGGAAUGGCAGUGUGGUUCUUGGUGCAAAAGAAGCUCAUGCAGUUUCACCUCAUUUUGCACAGAUAAUGUAUUUUAGUCUGGUUUCUACUCUGGCAACAGCCCCACUGCAUUUUUCUUUAUGUCAUGUUGCAAAUAUGUUCCAGUCAUUCUGGAAGAACAGACUGGGCUUUUUUCAGUGGUUAGUGGCUCUUACUGCCGGCUUCCUCUCUGUUCAUUUUUUCAGCAUAGCCCAUCCCUAUCUUGUUGCUGACAAUCGGCAUUAUACCUUCUAUCUCUGGAGGAAAGUCAUCAAAGCACAUUGGUUGAUGAAGUACUUUUUGGUUCCAUUUUAUGUUUAUUCGUGGUCUUCAAUCUUCAAUAUUUUGGGGAAAGUUCGACAGAAAGUGUGGGUUUUGACAUAUUUCUUGGCUACGGCUGCAGUCCUAGUUCCUGCUCCAUUAAUUGAGUUCAGAUAUUAUACCAUACCAUUCUAUUUGUUGAUACUUCAUUCUCAUAUUGAUGAUAAUGAAAGUUGGAUUGCUAUGGGACUGAUGUAUUUGGUAAUCAAUACCUUCACGAUGAUGAUGUUUUUGUUUAGACCAUUCAAUUGGAACCACGAACCUGGGGUCCAGAGGUUUAUUUGGUAGAUGGACUCCUGGAAGAUGCUUCACAUUAUUUUCACAUUUUUAAUUUUUAUCACUCGGGGCUCUGCCUUUGAGAGGUGUGUUUUAGCUUCCAAAACAAUGGAACAAAAUUACUUCUUGUUGCUUUAUGACUCUGGGAUUCUAUCCCGUUGAUCUCAUGAUCGAAACUCCUUGUUCCUUUUUAACUUGCUUGCAAUGAGAAAAAUAACUCAUUGAGAUGGCUGCA
Messenger RNA from Hevea brasiliensis (rubber tree), 1943 nucleotides. Its product is annotated as dol-P-Glc:Glc(2)Man(9)GlcNAc(2)-PP-Dol alpha-1,2-glucosyltransferase. Bases 194 to 1720 code for a protein of 508 amino acids. Gene Ontology annotation, cellular component: endoplasmic reticulum. Gene Ontology annotation, molecular function: dolichyl pyrophosphate Glc2Man9GlcNAc2 alpha-1,2-glucosyltransferase activity. Lineage: Eukaryota; Viridiplantae; Streptophyta; Magnoliopsida; Malpighiales; Euphorbiaceae. The transcript is spliced from 9 exons. Gene Ontology annotation, biological process: dolichol-linked oligosaccharide biosynthetic process; protein N-linked glycosylation. The record is from RefSeq and is a predicted model, not a curated record.